Myxocyprinus asiaticus (Chinese sucker) is the source of this 1047-nucleotide messenger RNA. Its product is annotated as histidine-rich glycoprotein-like. The transcript is spliced from 3 exons. Bases 2 to 937 code for a protein of 311 amino acids. The record is from RefSeq and is a predicted model, not a curated record. Lineage: Eukaryota; Metazoa; Chordata; Actinopteri; Cypriniformes; Catostomidae.
CAUGACGACUGUCAAUCACACGCCGAAGUUCCCGGAUGACCUCAUGACGCAGGAGCCGUUCUCGGAGUUGUCAUGGAAACCGCCAAUCAAAUUUACGUUGCAAAGGGCGAAGGAAUGUGCGCGACAGCGAGACGAGACUACAGCACUAAAAUUAAGCAUUGAUCAUAUGACACGGAUACAGGAAGUGAGUGUGACAGUGAAGAUGAGCGUUUUUCUGGAUGUCCGACUGAAACGAGCGAAUAAAGUUUAUCAUGAGGGGGAGUUGUGUGGUGUUGUGGUGAUCUGCAGUAAAGACCCGCUGCAGCAUCAAAGUGUUUCUCUCAGUGUGGAGGAACUCGUGAACACACACACACACUACAUACACACAGACAGACAAACAAACAGACACUCACACACACUCACUCACUACACACACACACUCACUCAGUAUACUCACACAGACAAACACACACUCACUAUACACACACAGACAUGCACUACACUAUACACACACACACACUCUAUACACACACAGACAGACAAACAAACACACACUCACUAUACACACAGACAAACACACACUCACUACACACACAGACAGACACACACACUCACUAUACACACACAGACAUGCACUACACUAUACACACAGACAGACAAACACACACUCACUAUACACACAGACAGACACACACACUCACUAUACACACAGACAGACACACACACUCACUAUACACACACAGACAUGCACUACACUAUACACACAGACAGACACACACACUCACUAUACACACAGACAGACACACACACUCACUAUACACACAGACAGACACACACACUCACUAUACACACACAGACAUGCACUACACUAUACACACAGACAGACAAACACACACACAGACAGACACUCACACACACACUCACUAUACACACACACAGUGUUUCUCCUAUCAGCUAAAACAUUCCUUGUGUACAUGAGAACACUUGUCAAUAAAGCUAAUUAAAAAAAAUCAUUUUCUGUAGGAAGUCUUGAAAUUUGUCUAUACAGGUUUAUUUCCUGUAUUUCUG